AUGUUCUUUCGACCAAAGACCCUUCUCGACUCGUUAAAACCGUUAAUAUUUUUAAACUGUUGGACGGGGCUAGGCACUUUGGAUAUUUGUUUCAAGAAUCGUUACCUGUACAAUCUAGCAAUCAUUUACGUGAUACUCGUUGACGUUAUGAAUUCAACACUAGCGAUGAUUGGGGUCUGGUUCGUUUCGCAAAGGCUCUAUUCCGAUACGACCAUAACAUCAUCUUCCAUCGGUAGCAUAACUUACGGUGUAGUGAUAGGAACAAAUUCUCUUCACUCCUUUGUAGCUCCGUUAUUAGUUUGGCUUCAAGGAAAGGCGUUGAGGAACUUGUGUCGCAGGAUGUCAAUAUUGGACGCGAAAUUUCAAGCAGCUUUGGGAGUUCAGAUCCAAGACGAAUAUCGGGAACGGGUCAUCCUCCUUACCUUCCAAGUAGUAGCCAUCUGCAUAAUAAUGUCACUCGCAGUUGCAGUAAAUUUCUGGUGGACCAUACCGUACACAUCUGGAUUAUCGUUUUUCGUUACUACACCUACUUUACUUCAGCCAGUAGGAUUCAUUUUGACACUGAACUUGAACUUGUAUACUCUUCUGCGAUAUCUCGAAAAUAAAUUGAAGGACUUGAACAACGGCGUACUAAAUUUAGCCGAAGAAACUUAUAUUCCUCCUAAUCCCACCAGAGAAAUAUCGUGGCUUGAAGUGCCUCACGAUAUACUACAAGUGAGAUCCUGCAGGAAACAAGAUAAAAUUCAAGCCCUAAGAUUGAUCGUCGAAAAAAAUCAAGCCCUCAGAGAGAUAAGGAAACUGCACUUGGAAAUCUGUAAAUUGUCAGAAGAAAUCAACUCUUGUUUUGGAGCCCAAAAUCUUCUCACUGUGGGAACAUCAUUUAUAAUAAUUACCGGAUUGUUGUACACGAUUUAUAGAGGUGUAACGUUGAAUCAACAAAAUCAUGUAGAAAUGUCAAGUAUCAUUCCGUUGGUUACCUGGUUGUUAUUUUACAUCUUCAGAAUUUGGGCGAUCCCACAUUACAGUUGGAUUGUUGGAAACGAGGCUAAAAAAACUCAACAAGUAAUUUAUGAAUUAUUACGAUCACACUCCGACGAAAUUCUUCAAAAAGAAAUACAACAAUUUUCCGUGCAGAUGCUUCAAAAUUCCAUAAGCUUCAAUGCUUGUGGUUUUUUUAAUCUGGAUUACACUUUUAUCCAAGGAGUAAUCGGGACCAUAACUACUUACCUGAUAAUUCUCAUCCAGUUGAACCCCGUAAAUCAACGAAUUUCCUACUCGGCAAUAAAUUCUACAAAAUUUUAAGCGAAUAUACUUGAAAAUUCUACAUCGAUGUUCAACAAUCUAUGUAAAUUAGGAUGUUAAUAUACAAUAAAUUUAUGUGUAACUCA
Molecule: messenger RNA, 1388 nt
Organism: Athalia rosae (coleseed sawfly)
Lineage: Eukaryota; Metazoa; Arthropoda; Insecta; Hymenoptera; Athaliidae
Product: putative gustatory receptor 28b
Exons: 7
Coding region: 1-1302 (433 amino acids)
Biological process (GO): sensory perception of taste
Cellular component (GO): membrane; neuronal cell body; dendrite
Source: RefSeq, a predicted model, not a curated record